This is a messenger RNA of Notechis scutatus (mainland tiger snake), 1816 nucleotides long. It is a transcript of the gene STMP1, whose product is annotated as short transmembrane mitochondrial protein 1. Gene Ontology annotation, cellular component: respiratory chain complex. The record is from RefSeq and is a predicted model, not a curated record. NCBI's taxonomy places the organism in Eukaryota, Metazoa, Chordata, Lepidosauria, Squamata, Elapidae.
GAAGUAAAAUCCUCAAUGUUAUCCUUUUUGUUCUUUCUCCAGCUCGGUUUUGCAGUUGGCAAUGUAGUUGGAAUGUAUUUGGCCCAGAACUAUGAUGUUCCAAACAUUGCAAAGAAGAUUGAAGACAUCAAGAAAGACGUCGAAGCUAAGAAGAAGCCUCCAAACGAUAAAUGAUGCUGAUUUAGGCAUCCUACUAUUCAAUGUAGAUGGUCUACUUUAACCAUCCAGGUGUCAAACUUUAUUGGCUUUAAUGAAUGCUGUCAGGCCUGAUUUCAGAAGGCCUUAAAAAGCAAUCAGGCUUAGUGUUACUAUAUCCACGUGGCCUCCUUGCAAUAUCAUAUAUAUAUAUAUAUAUACAUAUACAUACACAUACACAUACACAAACUGGACUUUUGUUCUCUGUAUAUUGCUUCAGUAAUACUCUAUAUUUAGUAAUAACAAGAGUCAGGAACAGAAUGAAGAUAUGCCAUUAAUUAUUCCAAUCUAAAAACAACAUCUAACUCUACAAAUAUUGGCAUCUAUCUGUAAGAUACCAAAUCUGUCUGAUAAAAAUGCCCAUCUUGUUGCUGAAAUAUGACCUUUUUAUUCUAUUGUUGAGCAUUCCUGCAACAUGUAUAGUCUGCAUAUAAUCAGUAAAUUGAAUGUCAAAAUGUUGAGCAGUUCAUAGUGAUGUGAUAUGAAGCCAAUAUGCUUCAUCCAUUGUUUGUAAAAAUUGUAAAAUAAAAAUAAAAAUUGAACAACUUAAUUGAAUUGUUGCAAUGUAUCAACAAAAUGUACUCAUCUUCCGAUUCUUAGUUGGUAUUUUUGUUUGUAAUGUUUUUAAGGAUUUACCAUUUUGAUAUAACUAGGAAUUGAUGGAGUCUGCACUUGUAUUCUGAUGAUGAAAACAUGAAACUAUGCAAACUGGCUUGAAUUUUACUGUCUUGUAUCUGUUGUAGCUCUUUCUUGAAACAAAGAAAGAUGCAUGUAUUUAGAAGAUGCUGGACAAUAUUUGCAGAUAUUCCAUUGUCUAUAUAGGGGUAAGCAUAUCUAUCAUAGGCUCCCUUUAAACAUUUUUGUAGCUUUCUCUGACUGAUCACUCUAUUAAAUAUUGUUAAUGGAAAUGCUAAAAAUUGGCAAUGUGAAAAAGGGCUAGUAUUCAUCCCAAGUUCAAGUCUCUUAUUCUACCGAAACCCUUCCUUACCACAAUAUCAAAGUUCAGGUUUUGGCUUUCUAAGGUUUAAUAAUGGACUAGAUAAUAUGCUUGUGGCCAGAUGAACAUAGAACCUAGAGUUCUAGUUUUAUGUCAUAUGCUAAAUGGAUUACUUAUAUAUUUUACACGAAAAUUACUUGAAUUUAUUAUUUUGUUUGUUUGUUAAACAGCAAGUUUUGGUAAUCAUAGGCGUGGGGUUAUAACAAUGCUCCUAUACUAUGUUGAGUAUGGCUUUAUGGAUUAAUAUGUGCAUUCAAAAAUGUGUAUGUUGUAACAAAUAAAUACUAAAGUAUUGUGAGAAAGUUCAGAUUUUAAAAAGUGUCCAAUUCACAGUGAUAUCACUGCGAACCUUUCCCCCUUGACUUGACUUUUAGUUCUCUAUGUGGAUUUAUAUUCAUCAUAUCAAACUUUUCUUUGUAUUAUCAUCAUACCAUCACAUAUAGAUGCAGUGUUAGGGCAUCAUUAUCAAUUGCCUUUUUUACAGAAUACAAAGUAUUUGGGUAAAAUUGCUUGAUUUCACAACCAAUCUAAUUUUAUCAGAAUUUUUUUCUUUCUCUCUUUCAGAAGCUUGUCUAUAUGGGUAGAGGGGAAAGUGGACUGUUGUCCCAAUUGAUGCAAAUUUUC